Messenger RNA from Notothenia coriiceps (black rockcod), 2574 nucleotides. RefSeq lists its product as uncharacterized. Bases 1795 to 2574 code for a protein of 259 amino acids. NCBI's taxonomy places the organism in Eukaryota, Metazoa, Chordata, Actinopteri, Perciformes, Nototheniidae. The transcript is spliced from 2 exons. The record is from RefSeq and is a predicted model, not a curated record.
AUUUUCGAGCCUGAGACCUGAAAAACAGGCUCAGGGCUUAACAGGUUAAUAAACACAAAAUUAAAGGAUCUUAGAAAUGAAUUUGAAAAAGCCAUGACAACAAAAAUCUAAUUCAUAUCUUUAACAAAUGACGGGCAAAAUGUGUGAGGUAAACAACACAAACAUUUCCCUCCGGUUAGAUAUAACAAUACAUGUAAUUAUGAGGAUUAAUUAUAUAUAUAUUAUGUUCUUUUUAUUUCUAAAAAAUGUUUAUAUGAGGAUUGAUAUUUAGUUUUUUUAUGCAGCUUAGUUUUAACUCCAUUUCAUUUCUGUAUUUAUACCCUGUAAUCUAAAACAAAUAAAAACAAAAGUAAACAAAAAUAUUAAUGAGGUGAUUGCAUGACUUCAAAAUGCAGAUGCAUUUCCUCUACUGGAGACAAGGGGUUGAUGGGAAGGUAAAGUGGAGUACGUGAUGGAAAGUAGAAUCAUUGGAUGAUCUGAUGAGGAAAGGUUGUGGCUGCUUUGGAAAGAUAUCUGUAGUGUAAAAUAUGAGAACGCCUUUGUACUUUUGUUUCAACCUCAAAAAAGAAGUCACUGGAGAAGUGACACAUUCAGUUUUUCUUUUUCUCUUUUGGUUUCUCCCACUCGUUUUCUGAGAUGUCAAACAGAUUCCUCAAUGUUACUUUACCACAUAUUCAAAGCACUAAAAUAUGAUCAAAAAGCAACCAACAACAUGUAAACAACAAAAAAUCAUGUGUUGGAUUAUUAUAGAAUUACAUAGCGGUUUUACAGAAUCUGACGUUGUUAUUCUCUUCUUUCUCUGCACCUCUAACCUGAGCCAUCUGUCGCCGUGCAGCUCAUCGAAUACAGACUGUACAUCACACACACACACACACACACUCUGCUGUGCCCUUGCACCAUGACAGAUCACAUUUCAGGGCUUAGAGAGGCCAGGUGUUGGACGUUUCAUGGAUCCUCCCGGGAGACACUGAAAACCACACAAGCAUGCAGAAAGCUGCAGAACUCACUCACACACACUUACAGAAACAAAAGACUAGGGUGGCCGUACACACACACACAUCACACACAAUUCUGUUGAACCUCUAAAUGAGUCACAGUUAAGUGAUUCAAUCAGUGUUUAAUUUGAACUCUUAAAACCACAGAAAAAUAAAGCAGGAUGUUUUUUAUGUAUUAUCUCCUGUUCUGUCUUGUUUUACUUCCUGUCGAUGGGUUUUCCCGCCUGUUUGCUUGUCUGAUUCUUUUCACCCUGCCGCCCCUUAAGUUUUUGCUUCCCCUCCACAGCUGUGUAUUGUCUUGGUGAUUAGUACUGUGUAUAUGCCUGUCUUCUCUAGCGUUCUCUGUCGGUUUGUCAUCAAUGUUUCCCUGAUGUGUGCUGUUAUUUCAUCCCUGCCUGAUUCCCCGUGCUUCUACGGUGGCAGACUGGCGCAAACGAUCUUGGGGAUUAUAAAGUUUGCCAACUGUCACUGUUCGCAAAGUUAGUCUGUUUCAUAAUAAUUUGUAAGUGUUUUGUCAGUAUACUUCAAAUCACUAGGUUAGCUAGCUAGCUUAAAGCAGAUAUUCUAUCACAUUGUUUGAAGAGUUUAUCGCCGGCCACUAGAGGGUAGUGUCACUGCUGUCGCUGCCCAGUUAUGCCGUGCUCUGACCCGGUAGUGCUGAGCGGCCAUCUUAGUUCAAACAUUGUUCAUUCACUCCGCCUCGAGUUGAGACGUUCGUCCACUCAUUCAUGGUGUCGUCAUCCUUGUCAAUAAAUUACCGAAACUGACAUUGAGGAGUGUGUUUCUUCAUGACGACACCAUGGUCGUUGUUGGAUGCCCUGUCCCAGGCUGUGAUUUCAAAUCCGAUGACUUGUCUGAAGCACUCGUCAUUGCUAUAUUGACGAUUCAUGGAUGUAGCCACCAGCACGCAGCGCCUGUCAUGGCCGCGCCAGCCCAGGCCCCAGCCCCUCACGGGCCGAGACUCGAUCGGCCCAAAGUUGAUGUGGGCGUGUCAAUAGAGGAAUGGAACGUGUUCAUCCGCCGUUGGAACGUAUUCCGCGCCGGCUCAGGCAUAGGGGACGCACAGGCCCCCUUCCAGCUGUUUCAGUGCGCUGGGCCUGUACUUGGAGACAGCCUGUUGAAAGCCGUCCCCGACGCCGCUUCCGGACCCUUGCCAGACCUGAUCACCGUCAUGCGUUCCCUAGCUGUCAUCCCAGUUGCUACAUGCGUCCUGCGCACCAAACUACUUCAGUUACGCCAGGAACGCGACGAGACAUUCCGCGCAUUCGCUGCCAGAGUGCGGGGUAAAGCAGAGACAUGCGCAUAUAAUGCGGUAUGCGAGUGUGGUAAGGACGUGGACUAUACCGACCACACUGUGACACCAUCGGCAAGGUUCCGCAUGGCCGGCAGAAGGAUCCACGGGAAGCCCUGCGCCGCCACGUUCCACCUUGCCCCUGAGUCACCGCUUCCAGAGUGCAACCGUCUUGAAACAACUACACCCCCUUUCCAGGAUAGCAGGAGCGCCCCCCUCUGUCAGCACAGAAGGCUCACUGCAUGGCAGUACAAAUGCUUAACCGUAACUGGUAAACAAACCCCAUAG